UAUGGAGGCAGCUGCAGAUCUUCAGGACACAGCCUCGUUAACUCUGAAGUUUGAGUUUAACCCAAAGCUGGGCAUUGAUAAUCCCGUCCUCUCCCUGGCAGAAGACCACGACCCCUCUGAACUCUGGAGUCUGGAGCGGCCUCGUUUCUGUCUGCUGAGCAAGGAGAAGGGCAGAACUUUUGGCUUCCACCUGCAGCAGGAGCUGGGCAGGGCUGGGCAUGUGGUGAGCAUGGUGGAGCCAGGCACCUCUGCCCAGCGCCAGGGUCUUCGGGCAGGAGACCGGAUCCUAGGGGUGAACAGCCAUGUCGUGGAACGUGAAGACCAUGCAGUGGUGGUACGCCGCAUCCGGGCCAGUGGUCCUCGGGUGUUGCUGACGGUUUUGGCGCAGCAUGUGCAUGAUGUGGCCCGAGCUCAACAGGGAAAUGAUGCCUGCCUCUGUCCUACUCUUGGCCCGGGGGUCCGGCCCCGGCUAUGCCACAUAGUGAAAGAUGAGGGUGGCUUUGGCUUCAGUCUCACCCAGGGACAUCGGGGGCCUUUCUGGUUGGUGCUAACUACUGGAGGAGCAGCUGAGCGGGCAGGGGUGCCCCCUGGGGCCCGACUGCUAGAAGUGAAUGGGGUCAGUGUGGAGAAGUUCACUCAUAACCAGCUAAGGAGGAAGCUUCGGCAGAGUGGAGAGCAGGUGACCCUGCUGGUGGCAGGGCCAGAGGUGGAGGAAAAAUGUCGCCAGCUGGGAAUGCCUCUGGCUGCACCCCUGGCAGAGGGCUGGGCACUGCCCACCAAGCCCCGCUGUCUGCACCUAGAGAAAGGGCCCCAGGGCUUUGGGUUCCUGCUCCGAGAGGAAAAGGGCCUUGAUGGUCACCUUGGGCAGUUCCUGUGGGAGGUGGACCCAGGACUGCCAGCCGAGAAGGCCGGGAUGCAGGCUGGGGACCGGCUGGUGGCUGUGGCUGGGGAGAGCGUGGAAGGGCUGGGCCAUGAGGAGACAGUGUCCAGGAUCCGGGCGCAGGGCUCCUGUGUCUUCCUCACUGUCGUCGACCCUGAGGCUGACCGCUUCUUCAGCAUGGUUCGCUUGUCCCCACUCCUCUUCUUGGAAAGCACAGAGACUUCUGCGUCUCCCCAGGACACCUGCUCAGCCUCUCUGGUUGAGACCAAGAACCCACCAGUUGAAGACAUAGCCAUGCCUCCAGACUCAUGUGGCUCCCGCCAGUGCUUCCUGUACCCUGGGCCUGGUGGUGGCUAUGGCUUCCGACUCAGCUGUGUAGCCAGUGGGCCUUGUGUCUUCAUCUCCCAGGUGACCCUAGGAAGCUCAGCUGCCCGGGCAGGGCUGCAAAUGGGAGAUGUGAUUCUAGAGGUGAACGGGUUUCCUUUGGGUGGAGAGAAUGACCUGGAAAGGCUUCAGCAGCUGGCUGAGGCUGAGCCACCCCUGUGCCUGAAGCUGGCAGCCAGAUCUUGGCAGGGCUUGGAAGCCUGGAAUCCCCAGGGUCUGGAGAGGACUGGGCUCUAGCCUCAGAUCUGCUGUGGUGCUCCUCUGGUUGGCAUAGACCUGCCAAGUGACUUUCCUGUCUUAAAUCUCCAGCCGGAGGUAGUAGGAGUGGAGCUGCUCUCUUAAGCCAGAAAGUGGAGCUCUGGGACUCUGGACACCUCCAAUCACAGGAUUGCCCAGGGUCUCCCUCCCUUCCCAUGGGCCCACCAUCCAGAAGAAGGUGUGUCAGAGGCCCCAGGCAGGCCCACUAGGGAGCCUGCCCUGUGACUCCAGAGGAAUCAUGUGGGAGCUUUGGGAGUUGUGCCCCAAGGAUGAAGUUCUGCCUGAGACUAGUGGUGUGAUUUUGUGAUUUAUAAUAAGAAAUACAUAUUUGGUCUUCAUCUCCUUUCCUGGCACAAAGGUCCUAAAACCCUUGGAAUUUCCUAAGUAAUAAGAGCAAUACAAGUGUCUUCUGUUAUUUAUAACAAGCCCCUUUCAACGACACCUAGUUUUGUUAAUGAGGUGACUUUUGGAAAGCACCUAAGGAUAGGGAACUGGUUGCCAGGGGAAUGAGCCAUGUGAUUGGAAGGUUGGAACUUCCAGCCUUACCCCCACCCCCACGCCACCCUUGACCUCCUGGGAGUGAUCACCAAUGACCAAUGGUUUAAUCAGUCAUGCCUAUGUAAUGAAGUCUCCAUAAAAACCAAAAGGACGAGGUUCAGAGAGCUUCGAGGUUGCUGAACACGUGGAGGUGCUGGGAGGGUAGUGUGCCCAGAGAGGGCGUGGAGUUCCCAUGCCUGUACCUUGUCUAGGCAUCUCUUCCAUCUGGCUGUUCCUGAUU
Messenger RNA from Equus quagga, 2300 nucleotides. It is a transcript of the gene NHERF4, whose product is annotated as NHERF family PDZ scaffold protein 4. Bases 2 to 1501 code for a protein of 499 amino acids. The record is from RefSeq and is a predicted model, not a curated record. Gene Ontology annotation, molecular function: signaling receptor binding; protein-membrane adaptor activity. The transcript has 11 exons. Lineage: Eukaryota; Metazoa; Chordata; Mammalia; Perissodactyla; Equidae. Gene Ontology annotation, cellular component: apical plasma membrane. Gene Ontology annotation, biological process: protein localization to plasma membrane.